Aspergillus sclerotioniger CBS 115572 is the source of this 916-nucleotide messenger RNA. Its product is annotated as histone H2A. Gene Ontology annotation, cellular component: nucleosome. The record is from RefSeq and is a predicted model, not a curated record. The transcript is spliced from 4 exons. NCBI's taxonomy places the organism in Eukaryota, Fungi, Ascomycota, Eurotiomycetes, Eurotiales, Aspergillaceae. Bases 88 to 492 code for a protein of 134 amino acids. Gene Ontology annotation, molecular function: protein heterodimerization activity; DNA binding; structural constituent of chromatin.
ACACCGUAUCCUGCUCUCGACCAUCGUCAUUUUAUCGACUCGCGUCGCUAAUAGCUCAAUUAUCUUCCAACCACCCCAUCCACCAAAAUGACUGGAGGCAAAUCUGGAGGCAAGGCCAGCGGCAGCAAGAACGCUCAAUCCCGUUCGUCCAAGGCCGGUCUCGCCUUUCCCGUUGGUCGUGUCCACCGUCUUCUCCGCAAGGGUAACUAUGCCCAGCGUGUCGGUGCUGGUGCUCCCGUUUACCUUGCUGCCGUUCUCGAAUAUCUUGCCGCUGAAAUUCUCGAGUUGGCUGGAAAUGCCGCUCGCGACAACAAGAAGACUCGUAUCAUUCCCCGUCACCUCCAGCUCGCCAUUCGCAACGACGAGGAACUGAACAAGCUUUUGGGUCACGUCACCAUUGCCCAAGGUGGUGUCCUUCCCAACAUUCAUCAGAACCUUCUCCCCAAGAAGACCCCCAAGAGUGGAAAGGGCCCGGGAAGCCAGGAGCUGUAAACAAUUUCUUUCUAAUUUGGGUUCUCUGAUUCGGCGCGGUUUGGUUCUCUUAUUGAUGUGAUAACGGGGUUCUGGUCGGAACGUUUAUGGCUCUGCGUUUUCUUUUUCUAGUUUCCUUUCAGAGUUUAUGGUUGUACAUUAUGUCUACGGGCAUGGAAUGAUACCGACAGCAUUUUCAUGGAUUCAAUCUUUCCUUGGUUUAAAACCUGGGUGUUAUGCCUUUGAUUCAAGACUAUGAUGUCUUCCAGUCUUGUUUUCGAACACUGAAGCUUGUGUGGAGUCUUAACUGAGGAUAGUAGACUGGUUGAAUUUAUUCUAUCUAAAGCACUAUUAGGCCGGGUGGUCCGCGCACAGCAGUUACAAUGGCGAUAUUUAAUGGUGUGCGGCGCUUUCCGAAGCAACUAGCAGAUAGUGUCAAUACAAC